Molecule: messenger RNA, 8665 nt
Organism: Stomoxys calcitrans (stable fly)
Lineage: Eukaryota; Metazoa; Arthropoda; Insecta; Diptera; Muscidae
Gene: SuUR
Product: protein suppressor of underreplication
Exons: 5
Coding region: 801-4610 (1269 amino acids)
Source: RefSeq, a predicted model, not a curated record
CAAAAACUACAUUGCUGUAACAUAGCUAGCCCCCAAAAGAAAAAACUGGUACAACAACAAAUCAACAAGAAAAUCAUCAUCAUCGGCAAGUAAUCGUCAAGACGGCGCUGCUGCGGCUAUGAGCAGAGCUACCUAACAAAAACAACAAGAAGGCAAACACGUAACAAAGAAGAACAAUCAACCACAACGUCUACGUUUAAUUUUUCAUUUUCUCUCCGCUUUAAAAUAUAUACUUUUGUUCAAUGACCUAAAUAUAAACUUCUGUGCUCUGUGAAUUAAGAACUCAAAAAUAGCGGUGACUUACAACUUUAGAUCUCCAAUAAGAAGAAUCAACUGAGAAUCCCCCCAAAAAGUGUGUGAAGUGAGAGAAGGCUUGGCCAUAUUUAUGUACAUAUCUACCUAUACGUUCAACAGUGAAACAGUGAAUAUUUAGUAAAUAUAUUAACAAAAGAAAAACUCAAAAAAGAGCCAAGUUGUAAAAGGCCGAAGCACGGAAGCGCAUUGAAAAUAGAAACUUUUAGAACAUUAACUUUGACAACACCACCUCCGGCGCCUCCUCACCACAAGUAGAAACAACAGCUGCAGGACAAAUAGAAUUUCAUGUCGGUUUUUAUGACCUACCGCAUCAAUCAAGAGAACUUAGAUACACCCUCAUCACUGCUUAUUGGUUCCUUUUCCAUCAGCAGCAGCAGCAGUAGUAGCAGCGGCUAUAGUGAAAUACUUAAGCCUUUUCCAACCACGACGACACCGACGACAUUUGGGGACUAACGACCCCCGCUGGGCUUACAAACACACCAAUAAUGUAUCACUUCGUUGCCGAUCAUCCUCCGGUGGCAGUGCGCUUAUCAUUUCGCGCCCAAAUCCCUGGCCAUGUACGUCAAUAUCUCAAGCAGUUUCAGAUUGAUGCCUGCAUAUUUAUGCAUAACUUUCUGGCAAAGGGCGAACUGUGUGUUUACAACGAUGAAAGCGGUUUGGGCAAACAGGCAGCCGUAGCCGUAUUGCUGGAUGCUGCCUGUGCCAACAGGAAAUCACUGAUCAUAGUGCAGAAUGAUGAAAACUAUGUGCUUGGCUGGGAAUUUCACUUUAGUGUCUUGACCAAUUGUAAUGUGAAAGUCAUUAAGGAUAAUAAAGAUUCAAUAGAUUCUCCCCACAACGUUUACAUUGCCAAAUGGAGUACGCUAAGGGCUUUGGACGAUUUGAGUAAAUUCGAUUUUGAUUAUGUCAUUGUCGAUAAUCGUGGGCAAAUGUUAAAUAAUACCUUCUGCAUGUCAAUGCUGUUGAAAUACUAUGAACGCAAAGUUAAUAUAUUGAUCUCAAGUGUUGAUAUAACUAGCGAUUUAAAAUUACUUCAUAACAUUUUAAAACUGGGAGGACGCUUGGAACCUCGAUAUUCAAAUUUUAAACAAUUCGAAGAGAAAUUUAAAUUACCCGAUGCCAAGGAGCUGACAUACAAAAGGGUCGACUUGGAAGAGUAUUUUUUGAAAAGAGAACGAUUGGCGGAUUACUGCAAAAACUUUCGUCUUAGGCGCUACUGUCAUCAGUACGAACAACAUCUGCCUUUGGUUCCAGCUGAUCGGUACAAAAUUAACUUGGAUAUAUUUCGAGAAAAACAGAAUGCCACCAACUCAGAGAGCAGUAGUGUAGAGAUUGCCACACAAAAUCGUCCAGAUGAAAGGGUGCGGGAUACACAAGAGUUGUUCGAAGAAUACUGUCGGCAGAGGAGAAAGCAACAAGAACUGGAAAAGCUGAAACAGCAAAAGCAACAAAGGGAGCAGGAGCACCAGCAAUUACAAAAAAUGAUGGAGGAGCGGGAAAAACAACAAAAGGAACGUGAAAUGCAAGAUGUCUUAAAUUUGGAUGACGAAGUGGCUUUUAUAAAUGAGACUCCUCCGAUUGUAGCGCCAGACAAACAAACCGGCACCAGAGAUAAUUCCGAUGAGGCCAUUGUUAUGUCUCCCUUAUUGUUGGUCUCCGACUCUGAGGACACAAAUGAUGUGCCAGAAAUUUGUAACGAUCCCACUGAUGAUGACAACAUUGUGGAUUUGUCAAGUGAUGACGAAGAAAAUGAAGAUAAUGAUGUAGAGGAUGAUAAUGAGGGGGCAAGUCAAACUUCGGAAAAAGAAAAAGAUGAGGCGGGAACUGAAAAUGUGGAAAAGGAAAGACAUACUGUCAAAAAGAAGGAAAGAAAGAAAAAGUUAACUGAACACGAUAGACUGAAAGCGGAUGUUGCUACAAAUCUUAAGUUUCAAAAUGAAACCACACCCAAACGACGUACCCGAAAUGCUGAGGAGAAUCCACGUUUGGUGAGUGGCAAGAAGCGAGGCAAUGUGGAAAACAUUAAGGUUACACCAAAAAGCAAGGACAUGAGAAAACAGCAGCCAUCCAAGGAAGUAGUGGCAAGGAAAAACGAUAUCCCUUUAAAGUCGAAUAAAAACAAUGACAAGGAUAACACUGCCAACAAAACUCCCACUUUGGGAAAAACUAAUAUGAGCGGCGAAAAAGACAAAUCCUCUCAAAAGGAAACAAGUGCAAAGAGACUUAGGACAGUACAAAACCCUCAAAAGGGUGAAGAAAAGGAAAACACUGCAUCAACACCUCGCGAGUCAAGAACCAGCAGGAGAAGUGAUCAAGCUCCCGAGAAAGAAAACACCAAUACCAGUAGUACACCCUUGUCAACGAGGCCCAAGAAAAGCCAUGUUAAUAGAAAUGACAGUCCUGGCGAUAAAAAUAAGGCAACAACUACGCCGACAACGCCGAUAACGCCGAAUAUGGUUAUAAAAACGGAGCCUCUCGAGGAUUAUACUCCACAAAGCAGGCGUUCGCUUCCCACAAAGGAUCUCACCAACACCUUGCAGCGCAUUAAACGAGAGCUCAAUGUUGAACAUGUGGUAAUGCACAACCGUGAGACGCGUAGUGCCAAGCGUUCAACACGUUCCGCUGGUAGCAGCGGUAGAAAUAUGAAUGCAGUCAAAAACUCAUUGUUUAGCAAUGAUAAACCCAAGCAUAAGAAAACCACAACACCCAACAAAGGAGGUGAGGAGGGAAAACGUCAAACUACACCGCAGUCGAAAAGUUCAAAACCUUCCAACGCAGAUGUCAAUGUUAAUGAUACCCAAGCCCCGGUAAUUUCAAUGACUUGUUCGCAGGAUUACGAUCCCAUACAAUGUGCCCAGCGUCUAAGUGAUGUCAGCGCCCGCGAAAACAAUACCCAAAAGAAACGGGCGGACUUUUUAAUACCAGCUACACCAAUAUCCACAAGAAACUCUCUAAUUCCGUCUUCAAUAAUGUCUAGCAGCAGUUUCUUUGGAGACUCGGAGGUGAUAUUUGUUCCUCCCACACCACCUGUUGAUAAAGCAUCCGGAAAAAAGACGACAAAAGACAAAAAGACUGAUGAUGUUAUAGUGGUUUCAGGAUCCGAUACCGAUAGCUCAUCCAUGAAUUUAACCGCGGCCACCAGUCGUCGCACCAGAGCUUUAAAGCCUAGACGAGCAGCGGCACAAAAUCAAAGCGAGGACUCGAAUAGUAAGGUACCAACAUUUUCGCAACUUUUGGCCCAACACAAUACCCGAACCAGCGCUAAAUCGCCAGAUCUCUUCAGCAAUUGCUCAGAUUUGGCCCAACAACUGCCAUGCUCACAGAAUGCCAAUACAGAGGAAACAAAUGCCCCAUUUGAAGGUUUCAAGAUAUUCGGUUCGGAGGUUAAACAAUUGCAGCAACAUUAUGCUUUGACCACUCAAAAAACACAGAAUGCAGGCAGUAGUAGCAACCACAAUAAAAGCAACAACAGUGGCAAGAAAUCCUACAGGGAUCGCAGCUGUUUGGAUAUUUUGGAGAACAUGUUUGAGCCCCCAAAUAAGAAGCAAAAAACCAAAGGAACAGCGACAAGCAGUGAGGGCAAUGAUGCUGCUGCCAAGCCUAGCACUGCUGCUGCCUCUGCCAUGGCGGAAACGAACAACUCCAGCUCUCCCUCUAGAAGAAACAAACAAAAGACCAAAGUGCAGGGUCCCAUAGUGCCCAAUCAUCCCCUAGAAGCCAUAGCGGAAGCCCAUAAAGCCUUAAAGGAGAGACAGCGUAGUCGUUCCAUUGCCUCUUCGUCCGUGCUGGAGGAUGAAAUCUUUGAGAUAACCAAUAAUGGCACCUUUGGCAGUGUUAUGCGUCUGCACUCGAAUGGCGAAAUAUCGCCAGUGCAUCAAGCACAGAAAUCUACACAAAAUAAUAAAAUAACAAAAUAUUUUCAGGGAGGUUUAACACAAACUCUUACAGGUUCCCAGGAGGACAGUGGCAAUAACUCAGAGGCAGGUACUCCGAGUAAGCAGAGCAAACAACAACAACAACAGCAGCAGCCGCAGCAGCAACCAACGCAGCAACAGCAACAAAUGACCAGUAAGAAAUCACCCAAACCCAAAUGUAAUCCAACACAGGUAACAAAAUUAACCAAAUGGUUUACUAAGAACUCACCCUCGAAACACCAACAACAGCAGCAACAGAUGACACAAGUUGCAAGUAGCAAAAGUAAUGCUGCUGCUGCUGCCGCCUCAUCGCCCUCGGCCAAAAGAAAUUUGAAAAGACGCCGCUUAGACCUGACAAGGGCAGGCGACGAAAGUGACUGAAAAUCACUUUUUUUAAAAACACAUUUUUUUAUUAUUAUUUUUUUUAUUAAUUUUAAUUGUUACUUUUUCGAAAGUAAUUUUAGUUAGUCACUGUAAUUUUUCUAAAUUAAUUAAUCUUUACCCUUUGGUAAGGCACCAUCUCCUGCUCAUUUGUUUUAAUGGAAAAGAAAAAGUUUCUGGAUUGUUGUUUCUUAGGAAAUUUCAACUCCUUUCCGUUUGGCUUAAGGUUAUUUUUCAUAAUAUUUAAUACAAGAAAUCUUGUACUGACCAAAUUGAAUUAAAGUACAAAUUUCAAAAUACACCCAACACUUUAUGAAUACGGUUAAGAGUUAUAGAGUUAAUAGUACGAUUGGAAUUCAUUAUUCAAAAUGUUUUAAUUAUAUUUAAAUUUUAAAUGCUUUACGAAUGGAUGGGAUCCAAUUUUAAUGCCGCAAAGUCUGCUUUAAAUCUUCUGUAAUGUGCGACUAGGUAUAGUUUUUUUAUUACAAUUUCUUUUAUUUUUAAAUGUUUAUAAUAUUUUAUCUUGUUUUUUUUUCGAAUAUGGAAAAUACAGUUUUUUUUAUUUUGUCACUUUGCUAAAAGCAAAAAUUUUUAGAUAUUUAUGCCCAUAUUCAAAAAACUUAAUGCAGCAGUAGGUUUGUUUCACAGAUUUUCUUUAUAGAACUGUCAAAUAAACCUUCCUUUAAUCUGCUUUAGUUUUGUGAAUACCGAUGUUAAAGUUUAAGCAAAAUUCGCAUAGUUAAAUUGGCUAUGGUUAUCCCCUCACUAAUGCUAAUAACGAUUCUCACCAUACGGCUCUUGACAACUGUGCCCUACGACAAUCGAGCAGCUAGAGCGAAUUGGGGCUAUGCUGAAACACGAGAGAGGUGCUGAAUGUCAGGCCCGAUCUCAUGCCUUUGUACCUUUAGGUUAGGUUGGAUGGAGAUGAUACCAAUUCAUCGCCUUUUUAUCCUCUCGCUCGCUGAGGCCCUCAUAUUACCAUUGUGAUUCUUCAGUCUUCUCUCUACUUUAGCCGCUAGUUUUCCACCAAGUUCCAUCUUCUCUGCUUAAAAAAUGUCAAAACACUUUCUUAUACCAUUUACAUGCCGGCAUGAAGUCCUUGAGUUGAUCUGGAUUCAUCACUCUUAGCUUCUUUAUUGCCUGAGAGAAGAAAGAUCCAAGCAUCCUAUUUCUUGUAUUUGAAAUAUUCCGUUUAGAUCGUAAAUCCCAAAACCUCUUCUGCUCUCUUCUUCAUCAUCUCUUCUUCAUCUUCAGCGUUAUUCCAGCGAUUAAACCAUCUUUCCUACACAUAUUUGCAUUUGUAUUUUGUAUUUAACUUUUGUUUUUUCUUUGGGACACUCUAAUUCGUCAAUCUUCUCUAUCCUUAAACCGCUAGUUUUCCACCAAGUCCCUUCUCUUCUGCUCUAAAAAGUCAAAACACUUUCUCAUACCAUUUAGAUGCCAGCAUGAAGUCCUUGAGUUGAUCUGGAUUCACCACUCUUAGGCCCUCUAUUGCCUGAGAGAAGAAAGAUCCAAACAUUCUAUUUCUUCUAUGAUUGAAAUAUUGCGUUUAGAUCGUAGAUCUUCUGCUCACAACCUUCCUCGUUAUUCUAGCGAUUAAACCAUCUUUCCUACACAUAUAGUUACCGAAACCAAAGGCAUUAGGCUGUCCCAAAAAAAAAAAAAACAAAAGUUAUUUUUUUGACACGCAUUCAUUUUCCACAACCUUUUUUCCCUUUGACCCAAUAAACCAAAUACGAAAUAUUAUGGCGAUCGGUUAAAUAUGACCCAUGUCGACACGACAUCCACAGUUGGAUGUGGUACUUUUUACAGUAUCCUGUUGAGAAUUUUAGGUCCUAGCAUGAAAUUCGUGGCAAAACUGUAUUUUAUACCCCCUAUUUUUAACCCCAGGAACCCGAAUAUGAAGUCCGUUUUUGGAGCUCGGGCCCGUUGACUCCCCUAGGGGCCAAAACCCCCCUUGGGGGUAAGAUGUCCAACCUAGGUAUUAUGGGCAUCAAAUGAUUAAAUGAUGAAUGAGAUAUUGAUUAGUAAAUUACGAAUAUGCAAUAAAAUGUCAAAAAUGAUGACCCGGGAAAGACCUAUGGGGUCUUGAGAAUUAUUAUUUUAAUUGUUCUUAUUUUAAAUAAAACUAUAUUUGCGUUCCAAAGUUGGAAAAAUUUAUCCAUUUCCAACAGUAGGAAAUAGACAAAAGUAUUUAAAAUAAAACUCUAUUUGCCUAUCAAAGUUGGACAAAUUUGACAGCCUUCGGUCGGGUUUGAGAUUAUCUCCUCAUCCAUAUAUCCAACAGUAGGAAAUAUACAAAAGUAUUUAAAAUAAAACUCUAUUUGCCUACCAAAGUUGGACAAAUUUGACGGCCUUCUGUCGGGUUUGAGAUUUUCUCCUCCUCCAGAAGUCCAACAGUGGCAAAAGUAUUUUAAAUAAAAUAAGCGCGAUUUUUUUGUAAUUUUUCAUUUUUUUUUUGUAAAUUUGUAUGUGUUUUAAUUUAGAGCUUAAUUUUUUGCAUAUUCGUAAUCUUUUCGUUCAAACCUUUAAUUUGAUACCCAUAUUGCCUAGGUUUAAGAGGGUUCCAAAUUCUCGAGACCCCGCAGGUCCAUCCCGGGUCAAAAGUUUGGACCUUUGUUUGCAUAUUCGUAAUCUACUAAUUACUACCUUUCAUUAUACCCUCCACCAUAGGAUGGGGGUAUACUAAUUUCGUCAUUCUAUUUGUAACACCUCGAAAUAUGCGUCUAAGAUCCCAUAAAGUAUAUAUAUAUUCUUGAUCGUCAUGUCAUUUUAGGUCGAUCCAUGUCCGUCCGUCUGUCUGUCGAAAGCACGCUAACUUUCGAAGAAGUAAAGCAAGCCGCUUGAAAUUUUGCACAAACACUUUUUAUUAGUGUAGGUCGGUUGGGAUUGUAAAUGGGCCAAAUUGGUCCAUGUUUUGAUAUAGCUGCCAUAUAAACUGAUCUUGGAUCUUGACUUCUUGAGCCUCUAGAGGGCGCAAUUCUCGUCCGAUUUGACUGAAAUUUUGCACGUGGUGUUUUGGUAUCACUUCCAACAACUGUGCUAAGGAUGAUUCAAAUCGGUUAAUAAUCUGGUAUAGCUGUCAUAUAAACCGAUCUUGGCUCUUGAUUUCUCGAGUCUAUAGAGCGCGCAAUUUUCAUCCGAUUUCGCUGAAAUUUUGUACAACGGCUUCUCUCAUGACCUUCAACAUACGUGUCUAAUAUGGUCUGAAUCGAUCAAUAGCUUGAUACAGCUCCCAUAUAAACCUUUCUCCCGAUUUUGCUUCUUGAACCCCGACAAGGCGUAAUUCUUAUCCGAAUGGAUCAUAUUCGGGUUCCUGGGGUCAAAAUUAGAGGGUAUGCAAAAAAUUAGAUUUUUUUUGCGAAUUACCCCGUAAAAUACAGUUUAGCUAAAUUCGUAAACAAAGUACACAUUUGUAUGACAUUUAUGGUUAUUACAUGAACUCCACCCUAGGCCACAACAGUGGAUGUGGAACAGAGCACUAUUCGACUUAAAAAUUCCUCCCGACAUGACAUUUAUGGUUAUAACAUGAACUCCACCAUGAGCCACAACAGUGGAUGUGGUCCAAAGCACGAUGCGACUUAAAAAUUCCUCCCGAUUCGAUUAAGCCGUGUCCGUCUGUUUCUGUGCCGUUUGUCUGUCUGCCUUUUUUGCAAUCAAAGCUUAGAUCGCAUUUGUUACCCAUCAUAACAGAUGCCACAUAUCACUUUUUUACCCCAAAGAUAUGAAUUUUGGUAAAAAUCGGUUCAGGACUAGAUAAAGUUUCCUUGUUAUUCGUUUAAUUGUUAUUCGAUUAGUCGAUCAAUCGAUCGGUUCAGAAUCAGAUAUAAACCCCGUUUACACUGCUCAUUAAAUCCGGAUUUAAGGCUCUCGUCAGCUGAUUUUAUAAAGGGAAACAGAUGAUCGAGCCACUAAAUCCGGACUUAAAGAGCAGUGUAAACGGGGUUACAGUUUCCUUUUAUAUUAGGGUGAACACUCGAUUCAUUGUUAUUCGAUUAAUCGAUUAUUCGUGAAUUUAUCAAAUAAUCUACAAAUUUAAAAUAAAAUAUUUUCAA